AAAUCAUAAGAAAGAAAAUGUGAGUUUUCCAUUGUUUGGCAAGAGAGGAAAACUAGGGAGUGUAGAAAACCCAGGAGAAAAUUUUCUCUCCUGGGCCCGCAAAUUUUGUCCCCAGCACUUUUACCAUAUUGCCCUCUCCCACCUUCCCUCAUUCCGUUAUUCUCACUCUCACGCCUCUCUAAUCUCUGUCUCACUCUCACUCUCACUCAACUCUCAAUCUCACGGUGAGGCCUCUGUUCUGCCUCUGAAUCUCUCAAUUUUUUUUUCCAUUCUCACUGCCUCUGUUCUGCUUCUCAUCCUCACGCUCACGGUCACGAUCUGCUAGACUGCUUCUGGGUUUUUUUUUUUUUCCCCUCUGUCUCGGUCUCGCCCUCUCUGCUUCAGUGGCUUCGUCAAUCAUCAGCCUUAGAGAAGAGCAGAGCAGAACAGCCAAGUCGAAACGCCUCUCACUCCCUCAGAGUCAACCUCCCUUCGCCUGAUGAAAUAGGGCUUGGAAUCCCGCCGUUAAACUCCUUUUUAAACCGAAGCGUGACUUUUUUAAGUGUUUCUUGUUGAAGAUUCCUUGAGGAACCACAUGUUGUAUUUAAUAAACUAAGUUGGCUUGCCCUAUAUUUGAGAAGGGUCGUGGGAUUUCACGGUUUAGGGAUUUUGGGCAAAGCCAUUCUGAGUAAAGCCCUGUUUAUUUUAUUGUAUGGCAUACUCUGAUAUCCUGAAUUUGUUGUUGGCGUUUGGCGUUUGGUGUACCGCUUAUCUUGCUGUUGCAGUUCUCGCAUCUUUUCGCUUCUUCAACUCCCUCUGCCCAAAUUUGACCUAAACACACACACACACACUCACAAACACCCGCUAUCAUGGGCUAUGCACAGCUUGUUAUUGGCCCUGCUGGCAGUGGCAAGUCAACUUAUUGUUCUAGUUUAUACCGACAUUGUGAAACUAUGCAACGGUCGAUACAUAUUGUGAACUUGGAUCCUGCUGCAGAGAAUUUCGACUAUCCUGUUGCUAUGGAUAUAAGGGAACUAAUUAACUUGGAUGAUGUCAUGGAGGAACUUGGAUUGGGUCCCAAUGGGGGCCUUAUGUACUGCAUGGAACACCUCGAAGAUAAUCUCGACGAUUGGUUGACAGAAGAAUUGGACAAUUUUUUAGAUGAUGACUACUUGGUUUUUGACUGCCCAGGCCAGAUAGAACUCUUUUCACAUGUACCAGUGCUGCGGAAUUUUGUGGAACAUUUGAAGCGUAAAAAUUUUAAUGUUUGUGGUGUAUACUUACUUGAUUCACAGUUCAUGACAGAUGUGACCAAGUUCAUCAGUGGUUGCAUGGCAUCACUUUCUGCAAUGAUCCAACUUGAAUUGCCCCAUGUUAAUAUCCUGUCCAAAAUGGACCUCGUGACUAACAAAAAGGAUGUUGAAGAUUUUCUGAAUCCAGAGCCUCAGUUUUUGUUAUCAGAGUUGAAUCAACGCAUGGCUCCUCAAUUUGCUAAGCUGAAUAAAGCUUUGAUUGAACUAGUGGAUGGGUUUAGCAUGGUGAGUUUUGUGCCCCUUGACUUGAGGAAGGAGCGCAGUAUACAAUAUGUAUUAGCUCAAAUCGACAACUGCAUUCAGUAUGGUGAAGAUGCUGAAGUGAAGAUUAAGGAUUUUGAUCCUGAGGAUGAUGACUAGAUUUAUCAUAUCCGUUGACCGCAUGAAAAAUAUGUUGCUGGUGUCGAUAUGUAGGAUCAACUAGGCAUCACCUAAUUGUGUCUUGUGGAAAUGGCAUUUGAGAUAGGUUGAAACAAACGGUUUGCUUUUUACCGGGUGCAAACAAGUAAUGCAUUUUGAUAGUUAACAAUGAAAUCAUGCAUUACGGAGCUAAAAUGACCUAGGUUGAAACAAACGGUUUUCUUUUUACCAGGUGCCAAAAAUGACUGCAAUGCUUAAUGUAGAGGAACAAACGGUUUGUUUUUAAACCUGUUCGAUUUUUCUAUCUAAUGGAAACCUCGUGCAUUUUGCUCA
This is a messenger RNA of Quercus robur (English oak), 1985 nucleotides long. RefSeq lists its product as uncharacterized. The record is from RefSeq and is a predicted model, not a curated record. Gene Ontology annotation, molecular function: GTPase activity. The coding region runs from base 849 to 1652 and encodes 267 amino acids. The transcript has 12 exons. NCBI's taxonomy places the organism in Eukaryota, Viridiplantae, Streptophyta, Magnoliopsida, Fagales, Fagaceae.